This is a messenger RNA of Laetiporus sulphureus 93-53, 680 nucleotides long. RefSeq lists its product as uncharacterized. Bases 6 to 653 code for a protein of 215 amino acids. The transcript has a single exon. NCBI's taxonomy places the organism in Eukaryota, Fungi, Basidiomycota, Agaricomycetes, Polyporales, Laetiporaceae. The record is from RefSeq and is a predicted model, not a curated record.
CGACCAUGUCAGCUCCCCUCGAUUUUAAGCAGCUCCUGGGCUUGCAUCCGUCCUCUGAGACUCUCGCCAAACACAUAUCGUCUCUGACGGCUCUUGCAUCCAUCACUGAAGCCGCCGUGCCUGAAGUGAAGUCCUAUCCUGACGUAGUCUAUUUCAAUUACUAUGUGCUCGGCCUCAGCCUUAUGUUCAAGCCAAUCAAUGGUUACAAGCCCAAAACAGGAUUAUUACGCGACCAGCUGAAGGAUGUGGAUGUCGUAGUCGAUGGUAUUGACAUUUAUAACGUCCCAAAACCAAAGACCGGAUCUGCAUCCGAAAGCAAAUUCAAGUCGACAUACGCAUCCUGUCCUAUUUCUCCGGUCGUUCUUACUCUCUCGCAUGGCUCUACCAACAAAAACGCCGAGCCGCGUCCUUCUCACUUUGAGGUGAAGCCAGAAACAACAGGCAAGGAGUUUGUGGAGACUAUGGGCGAACCUGACCGCAAAGGCGGAGGCGCGGGACCAUCGUCCGGAUCCAUUGGAAUCUGGUGUGAAUGGUCGAAGGACGGGGUCAUGGUUGAGUUUGGUGGCGACGAAAGCAGAGGACCUCAGGCAUGGGAGCGCGGGAAGGAUGCAGUGUGGAAGAUUAUUAGCAUCUUCCCGCCCAAGACAGACUAAGCCUCCCCACCCCUCCAAUCUCCGGCA